Python bivittatus (Burmese python) is the source of this 3344-nucleotide messenger RNA. NCBI's taxonomy places the organism in Eukaryota, Metazoa, Chordata, Lepidosauria, Squamata, Pythonidae. The record is from RefSeq and is a predicted model, not a curated record.
UAUUGCAUUCCUGUGUUGAUGUUGAAUUGACCUCAGUUCUGGGUUAUGGAUGGACAAAAUGAAGUAGACUUUUCCAAUAACAACAUUAUACCAUUGUGGAAGAGAAGAUCACCUCAUCGUGGGCAUUUGCAUACAAAGAACAAACCCAGACCACAAUCCUAUCAGAGUUCCACUGGGGUCCUCUUCACAGAUUUUCCUGUUGAAGACAAAGAUACAUUCACUUUAACCCAACCUGACGAAACAAUAAUUACUUCUCCGGACAGCAACUCUAUUCAGAGAAGUCCCUUGCUUUUCACCUGUAAAAAUGUGGCAAAUGGAAAAGUUCAGUUUCCAGAACAUAGAACCUUAUCUUCUACACUUUCUGACCAGUCCCCUCAAAUCUUGAAAAUGGUUUCAAAUAAUUCUACAGACUUCACAUCUAGUGGUUGCAUAGAUUCAGCAGGCAGUAAAUCAACACACUCAAGAAAGGCUUCUAAUCGAGCAUCACUUAGCCCUGAGAAGGAACAAAUUGUUUUUACAUCAAGCCUUGGACUGUCGCCAACAGAAAUUGUGCAUUCACCAAAUAACAACACAACUAUUGCCUUAGCAUUACAACCCAAUCAACUUCCUAAAAACUUAGAAAAGGAAUCUGUUUGCCUGCGUGCUCCCUCAGAUGUCCCGCAUUUGCCUCUACAAAGAAUACCAUCAAAUCGGAAUGACCAAUCAGAUAUGUCAGCUGUUAUUCUGAGUACAAAUAGUCUUGCUGCAUUAAAAGUGGGGAAACAGCAGAUCAUCCCUAAGAGUUUAGCUUCUGAAGUAAGAGUGAUUGGCAAAGCUAACUGUCAGAAUGCAGAACCAAACAGCAGGGUACUUAAGGUACGCAGCAUGGUAGAGACUCUUGAUGCACCUUUGGUAGCCAGUGAAGAUGAAGCAGAAGGGGAUGUGGAGAAUCCAGGGAUGCUAAAGCGUAGCUUGAGGUCUACUUCAUACCGACGAGCUGUUGUGAGUGGUAUUGACUUUGAUGGUAUUGCCAAUUUUAAAAUGAAAAGCAGGAUGUCUCAGCCAGUGCUGAAGGCAGUCAUGGAAGAUAAAGAGAAAUUCUCUAGUUUAGGAAGAAUAAAGAAGAAAAUGCUCAAAGGACAAGGGACCUUUGAUGGACAAGAAAACGCAGUGUUGUAUCAGAAUUACAAAGAAAAAGCUUUGGAUAUAGAUUCCGAUGAAGAGGUAGAAUCAAAAGAACACAAGUCAGAUGAAAAAAUAGUUAUUCAGUACAAACCUCUAAGAUCGACAUGGAGUCAACUGUCUGCGGUGAAGAGGAAUGGGUUAUCUCAGACCAUCACCCAAGAAGAAAGAAAAAGGCAAGAGGCUAUAUUUGAAGUAAUAUCUUCAGAACAUUCGUAUCUGCUCAGUCUAGAGAUUCUGAUCCGGAUGUUUAAGAACUCCAGAGAACUAAGUUCUACAAUGACAAAGACAGAAAGCCAUCAUCUUUUCUCCAAUAUUGCAGAUGUCUGUGAAGCAAGCAAGAAGUUCUUCACAGAGCUUGAAGAAAGGCAUCAGAGUAACAUUUUCAUAGAUGAUAUCAGUGAUAUUGUAGAAAAGCAUACUACAUCAACUUUUGACCCUUAUAUAAAAUAUUGCACAAAUGAAGUCUAUCAACAGCGGACACUUCAGAAACUGUUAGCUACCAAUCCAUCCUUCAAGGAAGUAUUAUCACGGAUUGAAUCUCAAGAAGAAUGUAGGAAUUUACCAAUGAUAUCCUUCCUGAUUCUGCCAAUGCAAAGGGUUACACGACUUCCACUGCUAAUGGAUACAAUUUGCCAGAAAACGCAGAAAGAUUUGCCAAAAUACGAAGUUUGCAAAAGGGCUUUAAAAGAAGUAAGCAAGUUGGUUCGUCUGUGCAAUGAAGGUGCUCGAAAAAUGGAAAGGACAGAAAUGAUGUAUACCAUCAACUCCCAAUUAGAAUUUAAAAUCAAGCCCUUUCCACUGGUUUCUUCUUCACGAUGGUUAGUGAAACGGGGUGAAUUGGCAGCAUUUGUGGAAGACACUGGACUUUUUUCUAAAAGGACCUCUAAGCAACAAGUAUACUUCUUCCUCUUUAAUGAUGUCCUCAUUAUCACAAAAAAGAAAAGUGAAGAGAGCUACAACGUUACGGAUUACUCCUUAAGGGAUCAGUUACUAGUUGAACAGUGUGACAACGAAGAACUGAAUUCUUCUCCAGUAAAAAACAGCACACCAAUGCUUUACUCUCGGCAGAGUUCUGCCAAUCACCUCUUCCGAUUAACUGUCCUAAUUAACCAUGCAGGAGAGAAGAUUGAACUCCUUCUGGGAACUGAAACUCAGAAUGAGAGAGCUCGCUGGAUUACUGCACUUGGACAGAGCAAUGAUAGAAGGACCAAGGACAGGACAACGUUGACCCAGGUAGAAGUCAUUAGGUCAUACACUGCCAAGCAACCAGAUGAAUUGUCCCUCCAAGUUGCUGAUGUAGUUCUUGUUUAUCAAAAAGUCCAUGAUGGUUGGUAUGACGGAGAGCGAUUGCGUGAUGGAGAAAGAGGUUGGUUUCCAAUGGAAUGUGCCAAGGAGAUUACAUGUCAAGCCACUAUUGAAAAAAAUAUGGAAAGAAUGGGACGUUUGCUAGGCCUAGAAACAAAUGUAUAAGGCUCUCUACAAUACAUGUAUUCUAGAAUUUGCACUAAAGUCAGUGGCAUCUUGGUCCCCUCCACUUGUAGCAGAUGAAAUAUUUGAAUAGAUUUUAAGGAUGGAAGAAACUAACCCAGUUCAAGGCAAAUAAGGGCUCUUCAGAAUCAGUUUCUACACUAUGAACUUUGGUUUUUUUAAAAAUCUUUUAAAAAUAAAUGCUGAUUUUAUAUUUGAAUAGCAUUCCUAUUUACAUAUUUACAAUAUUUACAAUGACCUAAUUAUUCCUGUAUCUUAGUUCUAAUAUACCUUUGUCUAAAAGCUAGUUCUCUAAUUCAUUCAUUUCACUUUCCAUUUUAAUUUAAUAAACCUUUUCAUUUUCUUGAAAUUGCUUCACUCCCACAAUGAAACAUCACGAAGCAGGAACAGGCUUCUCUAUUAUGUGUGCAGUUGCUGUGGAUGCACAUGAUUGAGCCUGUUGUUUGCAUAUCUUGAGCUAGAGAAUGGCUGUUGAGACCCACGAACAUUAACUAUCACUCUUCCAACUGACUUCAAUCAAAUUGAAACACUAUUGAUUUCAUUAGCAUGUACUGUGAUGCACAGACUUCCUGGGGAAGUAUGGUGAACUGAAGAUGGUUUUGCGAAAAUGGAGCCAUUGACUGCAGCAAAGACCUCUCCAGAUAAGGAGAGGAUGGGAGAUCACCCACAUGUGCUCUGGACAGCUGCUCCUU